This is a messenger RNA of Cladophialophora bantiana CBS 173.52, 1911 nucleotides long. RefSeq lists its product as uncharacterized. The record is from RefSeq and is a predicted model, not a curated record. Gene Ontology annotation, molecular function: zinc ion binding; DNA-binding transcription factor activity, RNA polymerase II-specific. The coding region runs from base 1 to 1911 and encodes 636 amino acids. The transcript is spliced from 3 exons. Gene Ontology annotation, biological process: regulation of DNA-templated transcription. Lineage: Eukaryota; Fungi; Ascomycota; Eurotiomycetes; Chaetothyriales; Herpotrichiellaceae.
AUGUCUCCAGAGCCUGUGCCGGACCGUAGCGGCCGCCCAAAACGCAACAAGACAGAAUUGGCUUGCGAUACGUGUCGUAAGCGGAAGUCCAGGUGUGAUGGCCGCCGUCCGUCAUGCUCCCAUUGCGAGAACAUGGGACUCGAGUGUAUUUAUCGUCCUCCGUUAACCAGCCUGGAGACGGAUGCAUCCGUUCUGGCUCGUCUGUCACAAAUUGAGACGCGCCUGCAAGCCCUUGACCAGGGCCGUAUAGACCCGAGUCUCGCCAGCACUCCUGCUCAAGAAGUUGCCGUUAUCAAGACGUGGCCCAGAGUUCCAGAUUUCCACCACGCGGCCGCCCAUAAAAUGUUCAACUACUGGUCAAGACUCCGAAUCAACCUCGAUAUCCCCGGUCUACAGCCGCUUAAAUUUCUGGGCCAAGUAGAUGACAAUGACUCAGGCCUCUUUAGUGCUAAUUUCGAGAGCCCGGUCCCUGCAGAUAUACCCAUGUCUGUCGUGGUCAAGUGUAUCGAGUCCUUGUUCGCAAGUAUGGAGGAACUGCCUUUCGUCUUUCGGCACCUCUUCCUGUAUGGAGGACUGUCGAACGAUGUAUGUCUCGACGUCUUUCGGCGGCAUUUAGAGGCGUCUCCAGGUCAAGAUGUCAUCCUCUUCUUCAAGGCACAAACCAUCGAAGAGCUCCUUAUCCAGGCCGUGGCUCUCAAACAUAUGGCGACCGUUACGGGGGACACCAGGUUGCUGAGUGAGAAGGCAGAUCUCUCCUUCCGAUAUGCUCUUCAACAGAUGUGGGUGCUGCAAGCCCAGCAAAGCCCACGAACGCUGCCAUUCCGAUUCUUGUUUGUCAUCAUGCUGCUCUAUCUUUAUGGGAGACCAUACCAUGCUUUGCGCAUCCUGCAAAGUCUUGAACCCCUGGUUUAUGGUCCUCCGCCCAAACCUCAAGACGACCCUGCAGUCAAAUCUCAGUAUGAAGCCUGUUUACACCAGUACUUUAUCCUGGAAAGCGAUAUACUGAGCGAAGUGGAUGGGUUGCCCUUAGAGCGUCUCCAUAACCUCUUCGUUGCCACAUUGACCCAAGACGCAGCAGCCACUCCUCCUAACUUGUUCGGGAACGAACCGAUUGCAGCGUCGGUAGACAAUUAUCAGUCACAAGAACUCUUGGCUCACUUGCAGCUCAGAGCCUACAUGAACACUAUUCUAGAACAUAUGUACCAAAUCGAACGAGCCUAUUGCCGCCCCGAGGAUGUUGCAGGGGUCGUCACCCAUAUUGCUCGACGUUUGGAUCUAUGGUAUUGGACCCUUCCUCUGAACAUGAGAUUUCCUCGGCACCCAUCGUCUUUCUGUCUGGCAUCACACAACAUGUCGCACAUCAUGGAUGAAUUGAGGUUCCGAUACUAUGCGACCAUAUUCCUCGUCAAUCGCCCGGUAUUAUACCAUGUGCUAUACGCGAAGUAUGAAAACGCCGUCAACGGUUCAAACAUCGAUGGCCCGGUAGAAGACCCAAUCCAGGAUCCAUGGGUGUAUGAGUCUUGUCAUAAUUGCGUGCAGAAUGCCACCAUGAUUAUUCUUCUACACUCGAGAAGACAUCAAGCCCACCGCAACGAAUACUUCGAGAGUUGGUGCAACCUUCAGCAUCUAGUUGCAGCAUAUGCAAUCAUACUUCAGGUUCAGACAUCUGCGAUAUCGAUCCUCCUUCAAGGGUACGGAGAUCCAGAUCAGUUACUCGACCUUGCUGAAGUCGUUCUUGAACAUGGCUUGAACAGGCCUCCCAACAUACGCGAAUCGUUGGCCAUCCUCAGAAACGUCCGCCAAAACUUUCAGAGGACCACACCACGCACGCCGUCGGUUGGCAAUGGUUAUGCGACUUCACCUGUCUAUUCCGCCACGAGCCAUCAAAGCCAGCCCAGUCAUCAGAGCUAG